CUUUUGAUCAACCAUAGGACAUGCGAUCAACUCUCGAGCGGUUUGGAAGUAACAUAGUAUUUUCAAAUGGCCUUAUGGACCCAUUUAGUCCUUUCGGGGUGUUAAAAUAUAUUUCAAAAACUUUUGUGGCUUUAACAACUAAAAAAGGGUCUCAUUGCUUAGAUUUCAAUUACCCAUCGCACGACGAUCCAAAAUGGCUAAAACUCCAACGAGAGAAGGAAUUGAAGAUGUUUUCUAGAUGGAUAAACAAUAAUUCUUUCAACAGUCCCCAAAUUCUGUUUAACUGGUUUUGUUUUGGCCUUGUUUUUACGUUAUUGUUAUAGAUGCUUGUACGUAUUUUUGGGCACUCACGAAACUUGAUAUAGUGACAAGUGAAGGAAA
Molecule: messenger RNA, 381 nt
Organism: Spinacia oleracea (spinach)
Lineage: Eukaryota; Viridiplantae; Streptophyta; Magnoliopsida; Caryophyllales; Amaranthaceae
Exons: 3
Coding region: 21-323 (100 amino acids)
Biological process (GO): proteolysis
Molecular function (GO): serine-type exopeptidase activity; dipeptidyl-peptidase activity
Source: RefSeq, a predicted model, not a curated record